Anopheles darlingi is the source of this 2274-nucleotide messenger RNA. RefSeq lists its product as uncharacterized. NCBI's taxonomy places the organism in Eukaryota, Metazoa, Arthropoda, Insecta, Diptera, Culicidae. The record is from RefSeq and is a predicted model, not a curated record. The coding region runs from base 116 to 1237 and encodes 373 amino acids. The transcript is spliced from 3 exons.
GAGAUUUUUCUAGAUUGAUAAAAGUAUCACUCUGCGCAGUACUCACGGGCAAUAGCAAACCGAUUCCGGACAGUUUGGUGGGUAACGCAAACAGUUGCUCUGGCACCAGUCUUCCAUGCCAAUGAAGCUACGAUACCUAGCAACUUCCGCAUCUACACUCUAUGCCAAAAAAAUGAUCUUUUCCAACGGUUUUUGGUGCGCCGCUACACUGAUGCUGUUGAGCAGUACUGUGAUCGCUAAAACCGCAAGAGCUCAGGACACAAGCAACCGUCUAGGGGACAGCAGUUGUGAGAAACUGACUACAACUAACUCUAGUCAAUAUGAUGAGUACUUCGACAUCGACAAGAUUGGCAACAAUCGUACGGAUCGCAACAUCGUUAACCUCGAGCUACUAGUUCGAGUGCAAAACAUGCAAGAAGAGUUAGCGAUUCUGCUGUCAGCCAGCAACCGAUCACGCCAGCAUCCAGACUACGAACAAACGUACGAGGUGCGUGUCAGCAAUACCUAUACGGUGAUCUACAAAGCGGCACUUCGUAUGUUUGCGCACCACAGCCACACAUUUAGCUUCUUUCCGGGCUACCAAUUUCGGCUACACAUUCUGAUUACGCGCCAAGGCGACAUCACUGUUACUAUACCAGUACUGCAGAAACCUAUGAUCCUCGCCGUACAUGAUGCUCGCACACCACCCGAGGUGCUGUACAUAAGUUUUGGCUCGCGCAUGAACGCGUACCCGGUCACCAUCUACUUUAACUGUGGAGACGGUGACAGUGCUCUGCCGACGGGUCCACUCUCUUCUAGCAAUAAUUUCAAUGAGGGUGGUGACUACAGUCAUCAGGAAAAGCCUAAUAAUUAUGAGCAGCCACAAUCACAUUUCAACAAUGAUCACGAUCAAUCACAAGAGCAGUUGGGACAAGGUUCUGUUGGAGUAUCGCAAACUGACCGUGGAAUGUCACUAGAUGAUGAGGUUAAUCGAACUCAUUCCUUAGGCGAAAGCGACGAUGGUGAGUACACCGAGCGCCACGUUGAAAAUAAUAAGGAAGGCCGGUGCCCUAUUUGUCCGAAACAGGAAAAGUGUGAAGUGAUUGUUCGUGCUUGUUCCUCAGACACGUCCAAAGAGCUGCUUAUGGGGGCGUCCGGCACUACUAAUGAGAAACAGAAAUACUUCUUUUACUUUAACGUAUAUCUUAGUAGUAAGAAUGAGAAAAGUUUUAAAGCCACAGGACAACUACCACCAUGAAUAUCGAGCGUUGUGUGACGCGUCUUCCGUGCAACCGCUUUCAACAUAUCCUGCAUAUUUAAUAUAACCGUUAUUGGAGCUGAAGAAGAAGUGAAUAAGGCGCCCGUUUUACGGUUGCGCUGAGUCAAAUAUCAAGUCUCUGUGUCGUUUUUCCUCUCUUGACCGAUUAUCCAAAUAGCGUAAAGAUAUAAAGAUUAAAAAACCAUAUCUGCAUUUCAACCCAUUUGGUAGUUUACCAUGUUUCAAUUGAAUAUGUUUAGGGGUUGAAUUUUUCAAAAUUUAGCGGUUAAAUAACCGGUGGAAUGAACGAGAGCCUUAAACACAAGGAUAAAUCGAUUUAUCAUGCGAAAAACUACGCAAAUAUUAUCAAUCAACAAUGAAAAUGUAAUGGCCUCUCCCUUCCCCCUUCCAUAAAUAGAUCUCUUCAACGAUAUUAAUGUAUUUUUUAAAGAUGUUUAACGGAAUGAAUGAAUAUUUAACUGAAUUAACAAUCAGUUGUGAUGCUGCAAAAUUCUAAUUAUGUGGCAGAAAAAAAUCUUUGGAAAAUAUCCCAAGAUUUGUUUGCCAGUGAUAGAUAAAAGACAAAAAGGUCAAGGACAAAUCGAACGAAUUAGUAUAUUCCUUUCGAACUUACAGCUUUCCCAUAGGUGAAAGGAGCUCACAAAUCACUCCGCAACUACUGUAUGCAUAAUCUAGCCCAAGUGCAAGUGUCUACCAUACAUUACCGAAUAUAAUCGGAUAGUGUAGACACAAGGGAUAGGUUCUUACAACCAGGCUACGGUAUUUUCAUCGUCCGCAUGAUUCUAUCUGUAGACCAAGAUGAUUUUAGAUUUAUGACGACGAAAAUUUCACUGCUUACCAGAGCACAUGCUGAAAUAAAAAUGCACUGUUCACCUAGCUUAGGCAGAUACUGAUGGUAACAUAGUUCCUUCUUUAGAAGAGGUAUUAUGUUAUCAUAACAGAACUACUUGGUUUUUAGUUUUUCUAGUUGUAAUGUACACUGUUAUUAAAUAAAAUACUGAAGUUAACAAUUUCAA